AUGGAAGUGUUCCAGCUGCUGCGUCUGGAACGCCUGUUCUGUCAGAUGGAUCACGCUGCCAUGGGGGUCACAAAGCGGCGGCUGAUUCGAUCAGCGUUGAAGAUGCGAAUGACCAAAACGCUAGCGCGCGAGGAAUCCGACUACCCAGACCCGCUGUGCUCGCAGAGAAUUAUCAAGGCUCGACGUGACCAUCAGGAGGUGAGAACGCACGACGCGCUAAUCAAUGCCCCGGAUCCUGUUCCGGUGGAUGAGAAUGAGGACGAUGAGUAUGACCAAGAACCAGAACAAGAACACGUGGACCUUGCUGAUUAUGAUAUCAAGCAGCAGGUGUCGGUGAAGGUCAUACCAUCCAAUGAUGCUAUGAAGCGCGUGGUUCGAGGUGAAGUUCUCGAUGACUUUGAACCCGUGCAGCAGAUGUCGUCCUCCUUCGUCCGCCGUGGAAAAUCCGUGAACUUCGAGCCAGAUCGUCGCAUGCACGAGCAACACAUCGAGCAUGUGGACAGCUUCCUCGAUGACAUCAAAGGGCACCCCAAGGUGUUCCUCGCGCGCGUGAACACCAGGCGCAGAAUCUUGGCACUUCGUGCCAAGCAGCCGAUUGAUGUGGCGGCAGGAGAGGAGGGAGCCAACGCGUUACUUUCCUUCGUGAUAUCAUUGCGGGUCGCCAGCCUUGGUGCGCGUACAGAGGCCGAGGAGGGUGAACCGUCGUCGUCUUCGCACAGAGAUCAGAUUCUUUCGCUUUUGCUCUACAUCGGGUCUUUGGGAACAGCAAUCGCGUGUGGAACGGCGGAAAAUCCCGAAGUCUUCGAGGAUUCUGGUGAUUACCCACUCCUUGAUCGAAUCUUGGGUCAUCGCAUGCUUGAGCUUGCUAAGGGCACAAAGUUCUCCCUGGAUUUCCAGACGCUCCAAGAAAGUGCACAGAAGAAGGGGAAGCAGCCCAAAGGCAGGCAUUUAGUGUGGGUGGUUUUGCAAAAGUUUCGAUUGGAGAAAGAUCGGGGCACGUCGCUUACCCAGCAUCACUUGUUGUCGCUUACCGUCUCCGGGAGUGACGCCAAAGGUCUUGAUGAGUUUCGUCAGAAGUUCAACUACAUACUGGAGGCAUUGGAGGUCGAUGAACGCCCUACGGAUGUUGGGAUCCGCAGUCUCAUGUAUGAGCAGUUGAAAAAUCACCCAAAGAUGUGGUUGUACCAGAAAAUGUGUGAAGUGAUAGAGAUUUCGCAACUGGACGAAAACACCAUGGCCAUCGACAAAGAGAAGAAGCAGAAGGAAGCGCGAGCAAAUGCAGAGGCGGAAACGCCCGCAUCACCAGCGCCACCGAAAGGUGCAGCCGUUGCCAUUGGCUCCUUGCCCACGUCUUCCGCCCAGACACUUUCCCUUUCUGAUUGUGAUGCGUCGAACGCACCAGUCAGUAAGGUCGAUGAUGGGAUGUGUGCGCUAGGCCGUGAGGCAUCAGCUGCCCCGGCUCGCAGGGGUAAUCCAACCAAACGAGCCAACCUUAAAGGGCGUUGCAAGUCUACCGCUUUCCGUGAUGCGCGGACGUUUAUCCCCAGAGGUGUUUCGUUCACCAGAUUCUUCACAGCAAUGAUGGCUGCAACUUCUUGCUUCUCUCCUUUGUCGAAUCCUCCUGCUUGUGCUGGACUGUUGGGUGACCUGGUGCCGAAAACUUCGGACAUGGAGUACUUGAUUGACUCAGGUGCCGGCCGGAACCUCAUCUCAAAGUCAAGUUUGCCGGAAGAGGCUCAAGGAUUGUUUGAGACAGCACCGGAAAAGUUGAAGUUUUCAACAGGAGCUCCCGUUGCCCAUUUUGGAGACGGUGAUGAGCUUGAAGAGUGCGUUGCACCCGAAAAGAUCCCAGAAGACGAGCCGUUGGACGAAGAAGAUGCGUCGAACGUUGCCUGUUUGCGGCACUUCGGCGGGACGCGAGCGCAUGGCAAAGCCCUCUGCCAAGUGACGUCCGACUGUGCCCCGGAGUUGACCGACGCGGUAAAGGAGUUGGGGUGGUUACCUAGUCCGGGUAUUCCGAACGACGCUUUUCAUAAUGCGAAGCUCGAAAGGGCCAUUAGGAGCAUAAAGGAAGGAACACGUUCGGUCCACCUUAGAGCUGGAUUUCCUCAUGCCCUGUGGCCGCGCUCGGUAGAAUUCUUUUGCACGGCGAAAGCGUUCACGACAGAGGCUCCUGUUCACCCGAACGAAACGGAAGAGUCCGAAGCCUUCAAAAAGGGGAAGACUUGCUAUGCAGUGGCUAACAAAGGGGAUGCUUUUGAAGGGCUUAAAGUUCCUUUGGGCGCCUUGGUGUACUACAAACCUGCAAAGCACAAAGAUCUUCCUCCUUUUGAUCCCAGAACGCUCCCGGGCAUUUUCUGUGGUUGGCGCAUCGACCAUGGCUUCCGUUUCAGGGGCAUCCACCUCGUGCUUGAUUAUGAAAGUCUCCGAACAAAUCAGAAAGGUUGUGGGAGACCAAUCCAAGUUCACGAAAAAGAGUUAGUGGUCCCUGAUUCUUUUGUCUUCCCGCUCUACGAAGCCAAUGCUUUGAAGCUCACGUCUUUAAGCCCAGAGCCUUCGUUGCCAAAGAUCGAACCUGGUGAGAGCCUUCCAUUCGAAAAGGGGGCUCCAGACCCUGAAGUGAGAAAGCGUAGAACAUACGUAACUUUAGAAAGGGCGAUCAGAUUUGGCAAGACGAUGGGUUGUAGAGGAUGUGAUCGCAUAGCAGAAGGCGUGAAGCACUCGGAUGCAUGUCACGACCGUUUCGCCAAGCUUCUGGAAGACGAACGAAAGGCCAAGCUCUUAGAGGAGGAAAGAAAGGCCAAAGAAAAGAGGGAUGAAAAGCCACCUGCAGCUGAAGGAGAUGCGUCCGAGAAGCCGCAGGCUCCGGUUCCAAUCAAGAUCAGCAUGAUUAUUGGUCUUUCGAUCAACAAAAAGGGGCGUGGAAAAGAGUACACGUUCGGCGCUCAGGAAGCAAUUGACAAAGAAGCCUCCGGGCUCUUGUCAAACGACACCUGGUCGUACGACGAGGUUGUUUCGCGUGAGGAGCUGAUGAGGAGCAAGACUCCACUAAACAUCGGUGACGAUAUAAGAGACGAAAACAACAACCUGGCCGUACUUCAGGAAUUGAAGGUGAAUCCGUCAGGCCUAACGGGCAUAAACUUCAACCUUGCAUACGGUUUGCUUCUCAGCCUUUACGUAGAUGAUAUCCUGCUUAGCGGUCCUGCUAAGAAUCACGCUCGGUUUUGGGACCUGCUGCAAAAGCACCUGGAGAUUGAAGAACCAUCUCCAGUGGACAGGGUCUUGGGAAGGAAGCACUUGCUCUCCCAUGAUGCUGAUUCUACCACCCUCCAACAUGACAUGAGUGAUUUUUGCCAGAAUUGCUGCGAACUCUACGAACAGUUGUCCGGGAGGAAGUUGAAAGCGGCGGCUACGCCCUUCGACUCAAACAUUCCGGUUUCUGACUUCGAAGAGAAAGGACUUCUAGCGGAAGCUGCCAGCAAAAUCCUGAUGAAAAUCCUGUGGUGUGCACGUUUGGCAAGACCAGAUUUGAUGAAGCCCAUAUCAGACUUGACGCGGAAAGUGACCUGCUGGAGUCUUGCAGAUGACAAGAAGCUGUACAAGCUAAUGUGUUACCUGCAUUCCACCCCAAAGCUCAGUCUGACAUGUAAAAUCGCCGACAGUAUGGAUGACCUAAGGUUGGGUCUCUAUACUGAUGCGGAUCAUUCAUCAGAGAUAGAGCACGCCAAAAGCACAUCGGGAUCACUUCUUGUCCUGGAGGGCCCUAACUCAUGGUGGCCCCUUUCUUGGGCGAGCAAGAAGCAGACGGCAACGUCACGGAGCACGACAGAAGCAGAAAUAAUCUCGCUUGCCUCUGGCCUGUUUGGCGAAGCAAUGCCUAUGCAGGAACUGGCAGAACUCGUGUUCAAACGCGAAGUUGACCUUUACUGUUACCAGGAUAAUUCUGCCGUGAUUCAGAUAGUGCAGAGCGGAUAUAGCGCAAAGCUGAGACACGUGAGUAAAACUCAUCGGAUAAAUCUUUCCUCACUGUACGAGGUCUUCGAAGACCCGCAUACCAACCUUGGCUACAUAGCCACAGACAAACAGUGUGCAGACAUCUUCACGAAGGCCCUUCCGCCGGUCAAGUUUCCCGCAGCGCUCCAACUUUUGAAGAUGCAGCGGCUUUGA
Messenger RNA from Symbiodinium sp. CCMP2592, 4167 nucleotides. The record is from the annotation of a GenBank genome assembly. Lineage: Eukaryota; Dinophyceae; Suessiales; Symbiodiniaceae.